GUUGGAUGAAGCAAGGAUGAGGGUUUCGCAUUUCCGCAUUUCCUGCUUAUCACACGCGGUCAAUUUAAUGUGAAAGAGCGUCGACUCAGUGAAGAGUUCAUAAAGUUAUUUCAGAGCCAAGCUGGAGAAUUCAUGCCAGUAACUCGAAGCCAAGCAACUUACAACACUCGUUCCACCGGUAGAGCAACUCUACCAGAUAGCAUUCAACAGAAAAAGGGCAAAAAUGUUGCAUCAAAUUCCAAUUCAAGGGAAAGGCCGACGUCAGCACAACUUGACGACCACUUGGUAAAAGGAUUGUUAUUAAAAAUACGCAGCAUAACAUUUCGUUCCCUCGUCAAUGAACACUUUCCUUGGGCAAGGGACGUCUUGCAGCGAUUCAGAAGAACCCAUCCAGGUGUCGACGUUAUUUUUACAGUGAUAGUAAUAAUCUACAUUGUGUACAAAAUUCACAAUCACCCCUUGUAUAAUGCGUUCUGCUCGAUCGUGCCCUUCGCAAGUCAAAUUUGGCAGAGAAUGUUUCCGGCUGAGUUACCGGGCAUUUAUCAUAACAAUGUUUUGCAGCCUCCAAAACAUCGCUGGAUACAGCGUGAAAAGGAAGUUUCCACCUUGGGAGAGCAAAUAAAGAGGAUGUGUGAAGAUCACGAGAGAAAAGUGAUACACGUGUAUUUGACUGGCAGGCCAGGCUCAGGUAAAUCUGAAUUUGCUAGGCAAGUAGUACAUCAUCUUAAAGAAUCACAGAAACAUAACAAGAGACCUAUGGCCUUCAUUACCAUUCAAGCAGAUAAUGCUGACCAUGUUUUGUUAAGUCUCAGGGAUGCAGUCUUCGCUGUCAACAGGAUGAAGAUGGGAAAGACAGCAGACAUUGUGAAGGAACUGAGCUCCAGACUAAAUUUUGAGAGGAUGUUGUUAGUAAAGGAAGCUGAUGUCCAAAAAAGUCAGAUAAAGGUUCUUUAUAAUAAACUGGAUGAACUACUGGAAGACAUGCUUCCUGUUUUGAUUUUUGACAAUGUAAAAGAUUUGGAAUUUCUCAACGACCUUAACCUCACACCUGGAAAUGAUCAUAUUGCAACUGCAGUUGUUGUCAUCAUUACUCUGCAAAAUCAUGUGUCCUUAGAAAGACUGCCGAGUGAUUGUGUGCAUGUACAGGACCUUAAUCAAGGUAUGUCUCCAAAUGACUCGGUCAAAUUGCUUGAACUGAUAGCUGGGACAGAAGUGGGUGAUAAAGACUAUCUGUAUGAACUUGCAGAUUUCUUUGAUCACCAGCCACAAAAUCUAUCAAAUAUUAGCCCCAACAUAAUCAAAGACAGGUGUAUGGGCUAUCUUCAUGUCAAGCGUUUCAGUCAGAUUACACUUGGUGAUGUUGCGGAAAAAAAAUGGUUGCCUAGUUCUCUACAUGUAAUUGUGAAAUUUGAAGAGUUGUGCCAUGUAAGCAGUGCCGUAACCAGACCAAACGGCCAACCGAGGCAGGCGGGAGUUGCUAGGGGGUUCGGAUUCCAAAGCCCAGGAUUCCAGAUUCCAGAAGCAAAAAAUUCCUGGAUUCCGGAAUCCGGAUUCCCUUACAUGGGGCAAGAAGAGAACCCUUUCUCUGGAUUAAGUGCCAUGGUUCGUACAACAAUUUUUUAUUUUAGUAGUCGUCUUGAAUAUAAGUCCUGGAAUCUGUUUUAUAGUAUGGCUCCUUGAAAAGUACUUGAUUUCUUUAUUAGGUCUUAAAAAGCCCUUGAAAUUCACAACCUUGUCUAUGCCAGACAUCAUAGUUUUGUUAGAUUAGUUUGCCACAUUGGCUCAUCCUCGGUAUUAGAACCCGUAAAACUUACAGGUAAUGUAAAAAACAUUUUUGUGUGUAUAAAAUAUUUUAUUUCUGUUUCUUUAUUUCAAUUGCAAUUUUUGUACCUCAGAUGCAAUUGCUGCAUACCCUGAGUCAUUUUGAAAGUCUUGUUGCAGAAAGUAGUAUAAAAUAAUGUGAUCAAUGAUGGUCCAAGAAUAAAAAUUUUAAAUGACUUCAUGACGUGUUUUAGCCAAUAGGGUGAUCAAAAGGAGGUUAAAGAAUGCCGAUUUAUUAGAUAAAUCUUAGUCCUUGAAAACUGUAAUUUGUUCUUGGAAAAUCCUUGAAAAGUCUUUGAAAUUUGUUUGUCUGAGGUUGUACAAAUCAUGGAGUGCAGUUGUUGAUGGUUCCCAGUAUAUGAUUUUUAUGGAAAAAAGUAAGAUAUCCUUGUCACCUGAGGGCAAAAGUUAUGUGCCAGGAGUCACUGAGUGCUGCUGUAGCGUGUACUGCCCUCAGGGCCUUUUUUGGAGGCGCUAUUAACACUUCUUUUAUUUAAUGAAAUUAUUAAACUGUUGUUAAAUCUUUCCCUUACGUAUUUUAGGGGUCAAAUUGCCUGUUACGAAUUGAAAGGAGAUUUGAGCCCCAUAAUGCUUAAGGAAAUAAUAUUUCAUGACAGGUUGUAAAUUUCGAAUUUUACAAGGAUUUGUAUGGAAAACCAUUCAAGUGUGACUAGGUGGCUAGAGUUGUUUAAUCCUCAUACAAAUCCCUCUUAUUUUCAUUGCAAUCACUACUUUUGAGAUAUGCGGCUGAAAAUUUACAGGUUACCUUAUUUCAAUAUGCUCUUUUAGCAUGUGCUAACAAAAUUUUUCAAAAGCAAACUGUUUUUGUGUUUGCCGAAAGUUGAUCACAUGAUCAACUACUGUAAAAGGCCUAUAAGGACGAGCUCACUCAACAAAGAAAAAACUAAAUGGCCUGGACACAAAAAUUUUCAUACUUUGGAAUUGUCUAAGUCGUAUAAGAAAUAGCCUGUUUUUUGUUUUUAAUCUGUGAGCCUCAGUUAUGAAUCAAUGAGUUGUCAGUGAGUUAAGUUAAGUGUGAUUAGAGGGCUUCAGCAUCAAAAUAAAGUUAUUACAGUUAAGCACUGACUACAGGUAUAAAGUGAUUGGGGAAUUACACUAUUCUGACUUAAAAUGAUCAGCAUUAAUAUAGGUUGAGGUAUAUUUGUCACUAUAUUGUACUGUAUGUAUUCAGUGGCAGAUCCAGGGAAGGGGCCUGAAUCUGACUGGUUCUGAAUCCGCCACUGGUAUUACAUAUCAAAGCAGUUAUGUAAGCUGCAAUCUGAGAGAUUUGAACAUUUUUAGCUGACUGAUGACUCACUAACCCAUUCAAAUGACAUGCUCUCGGGUUGUUAAGCAGCCUCCUUGCAUUAUUGUCCCAGUAAGAGAUACAUGUCUGUUAACAGGCUUAUUACACUCGAGUAAAAAACAAAAAAAAGAAGAAAAAAGAAGUGGGUUCCGAAAGUGACCAAAUACCGGUAAAUAAACAGUAAGGUAAUAAAUAGUAAAAAACACUAUAACGAAGUAAUAUUUUAAAUGUACAUUGAUACUACUGCAACCCUAAUAGCUGUUACUAAUUAUGUACUGAAUUUGAUUGAUUGAAAAAUAAAUUUGUUUAAUUGAUUGAUACCUC
This is a messenger RNA of Porites lobata, 3451 nucleotides long. NCBI's taxonomy places the organism in Eukaryota, Metazoa, Cnidaria, Anthozoa, Scleractinia, Poritidae. The record is from the annotation of a GenBank genome assembly.